AUGGCGCAAAUCGAGCUCAUCCAUGGCGCAGGGGAGCAAAUCGAGCUCGUCAAUGGAGCAAAUCGAGCUGGUCCAUGGCGCAUCUGCAUCGUGACGCCGCACACCAGCGCGGCCAUUGAUGCCCGAGAACUACUGCAGCACCUGCAUCGUAACGCCGCACACCAGGGCGUGCCGCAUGCCAGGCUCCAGGAGCUCGCGCCACCGCACCGCGCCGCCGCCGCUGGCGGCCUCCUCUGA
Miscanthus lutarioriparius is the source of this 237-nucleotide messenger RNA. NCBI's taxonomy places the organism in Eukaryota, Viridiplantae, Streptophyta, Magnoliopsida, Poales, Poaceae. The record is from the annotation of a GenBank genome assembly.